Carcharodon carcharias (great white shark) is the source of this 6253-nucleotide messenger RNA. It is a transcript of the gene b3gat3, whose product is annotated as beta-1,3-glucuronyltransferase 3 (glucuronosyltransferase I). The coding region runs from base 160 to 1038 and encodes 292 amino acids. NCBI's taxonomy places the organism in Eukaryota, Metazoa, Chordata, Chondrichthyes, Lamniformes, Lamnidae. Gene Ontology annotation, biological process: chondroitin sulfate proteoglycan biosynthetic process; carbohydrate metabolic process. The record is from RefSeq and is a predicted model, not a curated record. Gene Ontology annotation, molecular function: galactosylgalactosylxylosylprotein 3-beta-glucuronosyltransferase activity. Gene Ontology annotation, cellular component: Golgi membrane. The transcript has 5 exons.
GGGCGGUUGGCGCGCAGCGGAAAUGACGUAGGGGUGUCCGUCUCCCUGUUGGGGUCGGCGCCAUGAGGCUGACGCGGCUCAAGCUCCGGAGCGUCUUCGUUGUCUAUUUCCUGGUCUCCGUCCUGGGGCUGAUGUCAGCCCUGUGACUGCACGCCACAGAUGAAGUCGGCAAAUGAUCUGGUUCGGCAGAAGGACCAGAAGCUGCUGCACCUCCAGGCUGAGGUGAAGAAAUUGCAGAGACAGCUUAAAGCAGAGGAGGUGGCAGCAGACGGACAGCCCCUGCCGGCCAUUUACGCCAUCACACCGACGUAUGUCAGGUUGGUACAGAAAGCCGAACUGGUUCGUCUCUCCCAAACCUUCCUCCAUGUGAAGAAGUUCCACUGGAUUGUGGUGGAAGAUGCUGCCAACCGUUCUAAGCUGGUGGCUGAUCUGCUGGCACAGAGCGGCCUGUCCUACACUCACCUCAAUCUACCAACGCCUACCAUCUACAAACUGAGGGAGAGUGAUCCCAACUGGCUGAAGCCCCGGGGGGUGGAACAACGGAAUCUGGGGAUCCAGUGGCUGCGGGAGAAUCGGGAGCUCAGCGAGGAGGCAGUCGUUUACUUCGCAGACGAUGAUAAUACCUACAGCUUGAAACUCUUUGAUGAGAUGCGUUGGACAAAACGUGUUUCGGUUUGGCCGGUGGGCCUGGUUGGUGGCUUGCGCUUCGAGAGGCCGCUGGUGGAGAAUGGGAAGGUGGUUGGAUUCUACACGGCCUGGAAACCGAACCGACCCUUCCCCAUGGACAUGGCAGGGUUUGCCAUGGCUUUGCAACUGCUUCUGGCUAACCGUGAGGCCAGGUUCGACAUCAACGUGGAGCGGGGUUACCUGGAGAGCAGCCUAUUGCAAUCGCUGGUCUCGAUUGAGGAGCUUGAGCCCAAGGCGGACAACUGCAACACAGUUCUGGUGUGGCACACACGCACCGAGAAGCCCAAGAUGAAGCAGGAGGAUCUGCUGCUGAAAGAGGGGAAAGGAUCAGAUGUCCACAUCGAGGUAUAAGGUGGACAGACGGGACCUGGACCGACCGGAAGCAGCCCCUCGCUUAGCUGGCCACCCAAGUGCUGGGUUGGGGGGAGCGUGAUGGCGUGCAUGAUAUGUACAGAGAGGAACACUGAAUCCUGUUUUAAGCAGUGUCUAACAGGAGAGAGCAUGGGGUUUAGAAGGAGCAGAGAGCCUAGCAACUCACACCAGGUAUAAUGCCAAAGGCAGAGGAUCUUAGAAACAAAUAUAUCUUUUCAUUGUUUAUCUUUCUAUGUUCCUAAAAACCCUGUUUGGUUUUAGCUCUGGAUUUAAAUCCAGAGGAGCAAUUUCUCCUUACCAGCUUGCAAUGUUUCCUAAUGUUAAUUGGGUUGGGACAUGUUUGAACCUUCUGCACAACACAAAGCCGCCUUGGUUCUGCUCUAAGCUGCCAGCUGGAGCUCAGGGUGGCCAGCAUGAGACAGCAGAAUAUCCGAGGAUGGGGGUCAAGAACUGCGCCCUUGUGGCAGAUUGGAGGGAGCUUUGUUCUUUGUGCUGACACAAAAGUGUUCUCAUUCUUCGAUGCUGACUUUUUUGUGUCCAAACAUAUUUUUUAAUUAGCUCUCUCUUUGUCUGCCCGAGUUGCAGAGGAAUUGGUCUCUUGUUCACGGACAGCAAGCCUCACAGCUGAUGGUGUGAUUAACUAACAAUCCAAAUUACAAAGGGUAGAAAUUGCUCGUUUGAAAUUUAUCGAUUAAUGAAUUUCUUUUUUUCAAAAGUCCUGCUUUUAAAAACUGCAACUCAUGAAUAUGUUUGUUAUUUUUGGUUUGUAGUGGAAGUCUGGAUUUCUCUUCCCUCUCCACAGCUCCCACCGAAAGGCUGGGGAAGCUUUGACAGCUCGUUAGAUUUUACAUAACCUGUAUCCAGAGUGUUAUAUGGAGCAAAGGCAGGUAAAUGGGUUAGCGAAACAGAUCAGAGGUGAUCUGAUUGAAUGGCGGAGGAAGCUCAAGGGGCUGAAUGGCCUCCCCCUCUCCCUAUAUAUUCUGGCCUUCAAGACUUGCCGGCCUACCAAGAGCCAGUGGGGUUGGUUCGCCGAUUCUUGACCUGGGAUGAACACCUUAUGCUAGGCUUUAACCAGACCUUAAUCUGCCUCCUGGCUCAGUAUCUGGCCACUGCUGGUCAGAUAAGGGUUGUAGUGUCAUCACUCUGCCAACUGACAAAUGCAUCAAGUCCUGGCUGCAAAACAGAUUCACUCAAGGCAGAGUCUCCUCUCAGCUGAAGAGCUCGUCCCCUGACCUGGAUCUGAGAAGUGAAAGGUGAGGUUCUGGUCACUGCAGUGCUGUCCUAUUGAAGCCACCCUGUUGUCUUGAUCACCCCAAGGUGACAGCUGGGUGGUUGAAUCUUUCUAUCCUUUGUUCCCCCUGUGUGUGUGUGUGUGUGUGUGUGUGUGUGUGUGUGUGUGUGUGUGUGUGUGUGUGUGUGUGUGUGUGUGUGUGUGUGUGUUUUUUAUGUCUGCUGCUAUAUUCCAUCCACUCACUGCAGCCCUCCUCUAAAAACACUGUGGCUGCCUCACAGCAUCGGAGAGUCCAACAUGCAGCCUUGUGGAGUAGGUCAAGUUCCGGAACCAUUCCCCAGUUCCCCCAGCAUCCCAGCUGCACUGAGUUUCCCAAUCUCGGUUGUGAAGUGGACCCUUUCUGAAUGACUUUGCUCCCCAUUUCCAGCACCCCACUCCAUAUUGUGCUUCCAUGUUUACAGCUCCACUUCUUGUGCAGAUUCAUUCAAAUACACCCACUCUACAUAUGUGACCUUCCCUUUCUGUUACAAGGAACAUUCCGAGCCCCCAGGUCAGAGUUUGAUGGUUCCACAGGAGUGCCAGGCAGGCUAGCAAUCAGUAUGGUGGAGGAAAAGGCACUAUCUCCAGCUGCUUUAAGCCUUUCAGACUGUAGGUUGAGAUAUUCAGAGACGACUGCGAUGAAGGGAAGCUGCUAGUAGCUUUUUCCAUGGCUGUAAAUACUUAACACUAAUCAGUUUACUAAUAUGACUCCUCUAAUUGUGUCUUUUAUAAAUGGGAUGUGUUGGAAGCACUGAAUUAUGAGCCAACCCUUCAGCUUUUCUAUUUAUUGCCUCUUGUAUGUUUCCUAUUUAGUUGCAUCUAGUGUGGCGCUGCCAAGGGCUUCCAGUCGAACGGUUCAUAAAUCACUAAUAAAAACUUUUAUGGGAGUGUGAUCCUCAGAUGGUUUCAGAUCUAUGAGAUCAUUAACCUCUUUGCUUGUACCCUCUGAUGUUUACUGUUUCAAAUCAUUUAUGUCAGAUAAUAUAUUCAGUAUGUGUGUAAGGGCAGGGGGAGGUGGGAAUGAUUGGAUAGUUCUUUCAAAGUGCUGGCUUGAGUAUAAUGGGCUGACUGACCUCCUGUGCUGUAUUAUUCUGUAAUUUUAUAAGUAUGUACUGUAUUGGGUUAUGAGGUUUGUUUGGGAUUUUGCUUACAAGCUGUGGCAGUCUUUUAUUCACAGCAUCUGAAAGAAUCUUGCGUCCAUUCUGUAAAUGUACAAUCCUCUAUGUGGUAAGGGUGAUAAGCAUGUGCAGGGCUGUUUUUUUUAAAAAAAAAAGGCAAGCUUGCAGUUAUAUAGCAGCUCUCAAAGCAAAGCAAAGUGCUUUACAGUUAUUGAAGUGUAGUCACUGUUUGUAAUGUAGAAAAUGUAGCCAAUUUGCACGUAGCAAGCUCCCACAAACAAUGUGAUAAUUCCCAGACAUUCUGUGAUGUUGGUUGAGGAAUAUCUCAUCCAAAAGGCUGCACCUCCCAAACUGUGGCAUUCGCUCAGUACUGGCACUGAGGAGUUUCGGCCUGGAAUUUAUGAUCAGGUCCGUGGAGUGGGACUUGAACCCACAACCUUUUGACUCAGGUGAUGUGAUAUCCACAGAGCUAUGACUUGGUAAGGGACUGUAUUUACCCAUUGCCUCCCCAUCUCCACCCCAACGUGUCCUAAUAACAAGGUACUUUGUUUACAUCAGGUUCACACUCCUAGGUGUGAUACGUACUGGCAUGGUGCUCUUCCUGUUUACAUGCAGACCUGUCAAGUCGAAUUUCCACACAACACAAGUUCCAAGGAGGGUUUUAUUCUGUAAACUAGGUGAUAAAUGAGCCCCUCGAUAUCCAUAGUUUCAUCUUUACCCCUGGUUAUAGCUCAUGAAGAGUUGAUCAUCUGACCCUGUAUAUUCUCCUGUGGGCUCACUGGGCACAGUGGGCUCUCCACUGGGCUCACCAAAUAUCCCCCCCCCCCCCCCCCCCCCACACCCGCAAGUAACUUCCUGCUGCAUGCAAAAGUCUCCGAACAACCGUUUUGAUCUGGAAUGCACUGGCUGAAAGGACAGUGGAAGCAGAUUCAGUAGUAAUGUUCAAAAGGGAAUUGGAUGAAUACUUGAUGGGGAAUAAAAUUGCAGGGCUAUGCAGAAGGGGCCCAAUUAGUGCCCUCUGGCCCAUGUGUGAGCAGUGUGGUGUGUACUAGUGAGGCAUUAGUGUGCUGGCUCCUGAUUCCAUUGUGUGGUAGAUAACCUUUCCUGCAUUCCCACCAUCAUCCUAUAAACAGCUCCUUUUGAGACCUCUCUCUUCUCAGCUCACCGUUGCUGUUGCUUCCUCUGACCAGCAGCCUGGGCCACAGGUUUCCUUGUUUGCCUAAGUGAUGGCUCUCAAAGUCAGCAGGCAGUGUUGAAUUGUCUGUCAGCUGGAUCCUUGCCUUAUAGGAAUGGAAUGUGAAGCCUGAGAUCAGUUAUAGAAACUAAAAUGCAAAAGACCUGCCGAGAUCUGACAGAUAGCACUGAUUAGGCUUGUGUUUAAUGAGCAGAAUGUGUUACAGCACCAGCCUCCAGCCAGUAGAUUUCACUAGGUAGCUUAGUAAAUGGUUUACGCGCUGUUGACUUCCAAUGAGGAAAAAGGUCUUGCAUUUAUAUAGCACCUUGCAUGUCCUCAGAACACCCCAAAAGCUGUUCACCACUGAUGAAUUACUUCUGGAGCGCAGUCAUUGUAUUGUCAGUAAACACAAAACAUCAAGAUCCCACAAACAGAAAUGAGAUGAAUCUCUGUUCUUGGCAGUGUUAGAUAAAUAUUGGCCAGGACGCCAAGAAUAACUCCUUUGCUGUUUUUCAUAAUAGUGGCAUGGGAACCAUUACACCCACCCCAGGGCAGAGGGUGCCUGGAUGACAUGCUCAAGCCUCGAGUGGAACCUGAAUCUACAACUUGACUUGAGCAAGGCACAAAAGUGUAGGGGCAUGGUUGUAUGGUGGUAAUGUUAUUGGACUAGUAAUUCAGAGAGAUGAACUAAUGAAUUUAAACCAAUCACAACCGCUGAGGAUUUCCGAUUCAAUUAGUUAAAUAAAUGUGCAAUUAAAAAGCUAGUAAUGGUGACUUUGAAACUACCGGAUUGACCUGAAAACCCAUUUGGGUCACUAAUGUCCUUCAGGGAAGGAAAUCUGUCCUUACCCAGUCUGGCCUGCAUGUGACUCCAGGCCCACAGCAAUGUGGCUGACUCUUAAUUUUGUGGGUGAUCUGUGGCUCAGCUGUUGCCUCUGAGUCAGAAGGUUAUGGGUUCAAGUCCCACUCCAGGACUUGAGCACAAAAGUUAAGGCUGCACUCCACUGCAGUAUUGAGGAAGUGCUGCACUUUGAGGUAUGCUGCCUUUUGGAUGAGGCAUUAAACUGAAGCUCUGUCUAGCCCUCAGCUGGUCGUAAAAGAUCCCAUGCUAUCAUUUUGAAGAACAACAGGGGAACUCACCUCCCCCUCAUACCCCCUCCCCCUCAUACCCCCUCCCCUUCAUACCCCCGGCCAAUAUUUAUCUUUCGAUCAGCAUCACUAAAGCAGAUUAUCCGGUCAUUAUUAAGUUGCUGUUUGGGAGCUUGUUAAUUGUACUCCAUGACUUGGCUGUAAAGAAUUCUUACUUGCCCCUGCUCCACCAUCAGUUGCUGGGGAUGAGGAUGUGAGACUUACUCACGCUCCCUAAUGGUACAGUUCUAUCAUGCACCCCAAAUGGUGUGUGGAAUGUCAUUGGGAUUGUUGCUGCAUCUCACCUGAUGCCUGCCCUUUGUACUAUAGCCAACUUGUAAAUGUAUUACAGAGUGGAGUCAUGGGCAUGAUAAUCAGCACUAUGCAGUGGGUUUAUUGGUGAGCGAUUGUCAUUUCAGGAGAGAUGGAGUUUAUGUUGUCACCUAUGCAUGUGUUUUCAUGAUGGCAUGUGUGAAAAUAAACUUUUAAAAAUUAAAAUGUAAA